AAGUCAGGAAGUAUUAGCCAAGAGAGAUAAAUCACUUUUCACAGUGCGUUUAUGUUAGUUGGCACAAUUUUUAUUCAUGGUUUUAUUUUCUUAGUCCAAGUUAAUUUUAAUUUUUAAGCAGAGAUAGAUAGUAUCAACUAUGCAUAACUUGUACAUUACACUAAAAUAUUUAAAAUGUGGCUGUUCGUGUAUAUUUUAGAUAGUUUGUGUCAAACAGGUUCUUUGGUAAACCAUCAGAAUUCAGAAAACUGUUUUCGUUCGAACAUCGUGAAGCGACGGUACGCUUCGUGAAGUGUGGAAACAAAGAAAGUUGCGGUAAAGUGUGUUUAUAUCGUUACUUCCCCUCUCUACGCCCGCCCCUUCGCUAUCUUUCUGAGAUAGCUUAUCGACGCCCUGUGCCAGUGUUCGCCAAGUAGGUCGGGCUGGCAGACGGCGACUACCUGUCGGCAGUGUAACUGCUGUUGCUUGGGGUAAAUACAGCAGUGUGUUACUAGGGCGUGGGACCGCGAGGGUGGACGGCGUGUGUCCUUGGCCGUGGUGCGCUCGCGCCGCAGUUGGCAACGCGCAGGUUGGCAGCACUGGCCGGGCGGCUGGCCGCUGCAGCAGUUGAACGUCGCCGCGCCGCGAGAGCGAGUGGGCAGGCUGGCGAGGCGUGUAUGGGACACCCACCACGUAGGCAGCAACGACGCGGCGCAAAGGGAAUUAACUCUGGAUCGUAGCUCAGGAAUGUCGCUGUCCGGGGGCCGCCGCCCGCAGCGCAUCGAACGAAUCAUCCUACACGAGCUGCGAAGAAACCGACAGGCAAGCGUAUUCUGCUCGUUAUGGAAGUGCGCGUUGUGACGUGUUCGCGCGGGGUUUAAGCGCGGUGACAUUCUCGUCCAGGUAGCGAACUGCGGAGAUCCGCAGCCCGUGUGGAAGCGUGUGCGCCGAGUGCGAGGGAUAUUUGGACGUGGUCUCGACUUGUGCUGGCCGCGUGGGUAGUUGGCAAGGACUAACACGCCUCCUUUCCAAACCUACUCGCGCCCCUCCACCCUGCUCCAGCGAACAAGUGCUCGAGUGUUGGCGCCCCUCCUCCAGUCGCUGGGUGCUGGAGGGUCCAGAAGGGGGAUCGCGUGGUGACCGCCAUUUAAGGUGACAGGCCGCGGGUCAGUUCGCGCGCACCGUAGGCAGGACCUGGUGCCUGCUCCUGCUGCUCCGCCCACCCAAGGUUGGCAGCCGUGGGGCGCGCGGCCCACACCGCUCCAGCACAGCACGAAUUGUAAUGAGGCUGCGACACCUGGGCGGGACGCUGAAAUAGCACACGCCGCGGGUCCACGACCAGUGCCGACUCGACCGCUGCAGCGUCAACACGUGUAGUGCCUCCUCGUUGGUUGGGCGAACCAGAGACGGCUUCACUCGUGACGCAACCUUCACGGAACAGCGUGAUUCACGUCGGGGCGCUAACAGACGGAUACCGCAGUGAUCGACGCUAGCGGCGCCGGCCCGCAUGUGACGCCGCGAACACGGACCAUGUCGACGCAGGCGUACUACAAAGACCGGCUCGGCUUCGACCCGAACGAGGCCUUGUACGACGGCGCGCCCUUCGAGAAGAGCCAGCAGGGCUACGAAGAGAACCUGUCCAAGUUCAAAGACGAACGAGACGCCAUCCAGAAGAAGACGUUCACCAAAUGGGUCAACAAACACCUGAAGAAGGCGAACCGACAUGUCGGCGACCUGUUUACGGACCUCCGAGAUGGGCACAACCUCAUCUCGCUGCUCGAAGUCCUGUCUGGGGAGCACCUGCCGAGAGAAAGAGGUCGUAUGCGGUUCCACAUGUUGCAAAAUGUACAAAUUGCCCUGGACUUCUUGAGGUACAGGAAGAUAAAACUGGUGAACAUCCGAGCUGAGGACAUAGUGGAUGGGAAUCCCAAGCUGAUUCUCGGGCUGAUAUGGACCAUCAUACUCCACUUCCAGAUCUCGGACAUCGUGGUCGGCCAGGAGCCCAAUGUGUCCGCGAGGGAUGUGCUGCUGCGCUGGGCACGGCGCUCCACCGCCAAGUACCCGGGAGUCCGCGUCGCCGACUUCACUUCCUCCUGGCGCGAUGGGCUGGCGUUCAACGCCCUCAUCCACCGCAACAGACCCGACCUGAUCGACUGGCGCACGAUUCGCUCGCGCAUGGUGCGCGAAAGACUGGAAACAGCAUUCCACGUAGCAGAGAGAGAGUACGGUGUGACAAGGCUUCUCGAUCCAGAAGAUGUUGAUACCCCUGAACCGGACGAGAAGUCUCUUAUCACAUACAUCUCUUCCCUGUAUGAUGUUUUUCCCGAACCACCACCAAUCCACCCUCUCUACGACCAAGAAUCUCAACAACGCACGGCUGAGUACCGCGAGAUGGCGAGCAGCCUGCACCUGUGGAUGCGCGAGAAGAUGGCGCUGAUGCAGGACCGAGUCUUCCCCACUACUCUCAUCGAGAUGAAGAAGCUAGCGGCGGAGUCGAGCCGCUUCCGAACCGACGAGGUGCCCCCACGGCACCGCGACAAGCAGAGGCUCGUCCUCAUGUUCCGAGAACUCGAGAAAUACUUCGAAGCAGUUGGCGAAAUUGACAUGGAGCCAGAACUAGUGGUUGAUGUCCUGGACAAAAACUGGUCUAGACUGAUGAUUGCUCAUCAAGAGCGUGACCAAGCUAUUAUGGAGGAGAUCAAGAGGCUGGAGCGACUGCAGCGGCUGGCGGAGAAGGUGCACCGGGAGAUGAAGCAGGUGGACUCCCGCCUGGAGGAGCUGGAGCUGCGGGUGGAGGAGGAGGGGCGACGCCUGGACCGCCUGCACCCCCUGGACGCCAAGCACAACGUGGACCUGCUGGAGCAGGACCUGCGCGCCACCGAGCAGGCCAUCAACGGGCUGUUCGGCGACGUGCAGGCGCUGCGCGAGGGCCGCUACCCCCCGGCCCAUGACCUGCACAAGAGGGUGCAGAAGCUGCACCAGCGCUGGGUCUCUCUGCGCUCGCUGCUCCACUCACGCCUCAUCACCCCCCUCUCGGCAAUCUCAUUCCCGGUCGAGGAGCGCACCGUGACUCGCCAGACACGCACCGUCCUCGAAACCAGGCUGGUGGACACAAACGCUCACUUCCGACAACUGCAGGAGUGUGCGGAAUGGUGCCGCAGCAAACUGAAACUCUUGCAGGAGUCUGAAUAUGGCUCAGAUCUGCCAAGUGUCCAGACCGAGCUGGAACUCCAUCAAAGAGAACACAGAACGAUUGAACAAUUUCACACCAGAGUGGAUCACUGUAUUGCUGCAAAGAGCCACUUCCACGGGGAGGAGCUGCAGCUGUACAUGCAGCACGUGAGCUCGCUGCAGAAGCUGUACAACGAGCUGCUGGUGACGUCCAACAAGCGGCUGUCCGACCUGGAGACGCUGCAGGACUUCCUGCAGUCGGCCACCAACGAGCUGGUGUGGCUCAACGAGAAGGAGGAGGUGGAGGUGAUGCGCGACUGGAGCGACAAGAACCUCAACCUGGCCGCCGUCGAGCAGUACUACGAGGCGCUGAUGAGCGACCUGGAGAAGCGAGAGAUCCAGUUCAGCGCGGUGCAGGACCGCGGGGAGAGCCUGGUGCUGCAGCACCACCCAGCCGCCAAGUGCAUAGAGGCGCACAUGGCAGCCAUGCAGGCACAGUGGGCGUGGCUCCUGCAGCUCACGCUCUGCCUCGAGACGCACCUCAAGCACGCCGCCCACAGCCAGCAGUUCUACCGUGAGCUGCGCGAGGCCGAGUCCUGGAUCAACAAACGGGACGAAAUGCUGAACACGAUAUACAGCCAGUCGGACUUCACCCUGGACGAAGGGGAGCGGCUGCUGAAGGGCAUGCAGGAGGUGCGGGAGGAGCUGAACCACUUUGGCGACAUCGUGCAAGCGCUGGCGGAGAGGAGCAAGGAGGUGGUGCCCCUGAAGCAGCGGCGCCAGCCCGUCACCAAGCCGCUAGGCGUGCAUGCCAUCUGCGCCUACAAGCAGGGCAACAUUGUAAUAGAGAAAGGGGAGCGAUGCACGCUUCUGGACAACUCUGGACGGGUCAAGUGGCGCGUGACGAACGCUGCUGGUGUGGAGAGCUCGGUCCCGGGCGUGUGCUACCUCAUCCCACCCCCCGACAAGGAAGCCCAGGAUGCCGCGGACCGCCUGCAUCGCCAGUUCGAGCGCUCCAUCACCGUGUGGCAGAAGAAGCAGCUACGAAUGAGACAGAACAUGAUCUUUGCCACCAUCAAGGUUGUCAAGGGUUGGGACCUGGCGCAGUUCCUGGCGAUGGGCCACGAGCAGCGCAGCGCCAUCAGGAGGGCCUUGAACGAGGAUGCGGACAAGCUGCUGCAGGAGGGUGACCCCGCCGACCCCCAGCUCCGCAGGCUCCGCAGGGAGAUGGAGGAGGUCAACCGACUGUUCGACGAGUUCGAGAGACGGGCCAGAGCUGAAGAAGACAGCAAAAAUGCAAGCCGCACGUUCGCAGACCAGGUUACUUCGUUGCAAAAUGCUUUGGAUGAGGCGGAGCGAACUCUCAAUUCUCGGCUUAGCGCAUCUGUUCCGCGUGACCUUGAUUCACUUGAGAAUCUCGUCAUUGAACACAAAGAGUUUGAAACUCGCUUGCAGGCUUUGACUCCUGAAGUGGAAGAACUGCAAAGCACUUUCCGUAGCAUAGCACACAAGACACCUGCUUUGCAAGCCAAGAUGGAGAAAUGUGUUAACAAAUGGAACCAGCUAUGGAACUCAUCACAUUUGUAUAUUGAAAGGUUGAAAUGUGUGGAGAUUGUUUUGUCUGGCCUGGAUGAAGCAACAAAUGUCGUAUCUGAAUUGGAAUUGAAGUUGGCUUCAUACAAGGAAAUGCCAUCAGAUUUGAACUCCUUACAAGCAGUUCAUGAAGAGUUAUUGAAGCUUCAGAACUACGUCUCGCAACAGCAAAUAGUAAUUGACCAGCUCAAUGAAGAUGCUCAUAAUGUUCGCCGCUUGGUGGAGAAGUCUCGCCCGAACCAUCUCGGGCCUCAUCACGACCUUGAUCGCAUUGACAAUGACGUGUCUAGGUUGACUAACCGUUGGACCAACGUGUGGAGUCAGCUGGUCGACAGGUUACGCAGUUGUGAAACAGCUUUUGGAUUGCUGAAGAACUAUACCAACUCAUACCAGACAGAAGUGGCGUGGGUGGAUGACAGCUACAACAAACUGAACAACCUAGCUCCGAUUGGUGACAAGGCCAAGGAAGAUCUUGAGCCAACUCGGGCGCUGUUGAACCAUGUAAUGCAGAAAGCUCCAGUGAUUGAACAGGUCAAUGUUACGGGUGGACGAUUUAUUCGUGAGGCUAAGAUCUACGACCUACGGCUGCAGCGCUACGUCGACUGGCUGGUCCAGGAGGCUCAGCCCAGCCUCGACUGCGGCACGAAGCAUGCCUCCUCCGGCCACAGUGCAGAGUCUGUUGUGCAGGAGCUGGACGCUCUGAAUCACCGUUAUCAGGCCUUGCAAGGCAUCCUGUACGACAGGCUGCGACAGAUUGCUGCUCUCUGCCCCGAUGACCCAGCUGUUCAGUUGCUGGUUUCACAAAUGGAGCCUCGCCAGUUGCAAACCUUCCAAACUGAGUAUUCUGUUUCUGAAACAACUGAUGAAUCUCACUCUUAUUCUACAACUACACAUUACUCGCAGUUUGUGCAGAACAGUAGCUAUUCUCACGACAUUGAAACAAAGAGUCGAACUGUCAGCAGUGACCAACCGCCGAAAGUUUCAGCUACUGUCACUGUGACAACUCCUCAAAAUACCAGCCACGAUGGCUCUCCAACAAAGAAAAGAUCUAAAUUUGAUAGUGAUGUGUACAUUCAGGGAACCUCUCCUGUUACUAUUUCAACUAACGGUGAAGCCGUCUCUGGUUCCAGCCCAACCAAACUGAGAGAGAGUCCAACAAAAUGGUCCGGGAGUAGUAUGCAGUUCUCGGAGAUCAAGUCUCUGAAGCGGGUGCAUAAAGUUGAAGAAGGUACUGGAACGGACAGUAUUAUUAAAACUCCUGGGAUUGUUCAUCCCACGACGGGAGAGAUCCUCACUGUUGGAGAUGCCAUAAAGCUACGUAUUCUGGAUGUACGGAAUGGUCAGAUAGCUACGUCGCCUGACCACAGUACGCCAGGCCUCAGCAUCCGAGAAGCAGCAGCGAGACAUCUUGUUGACCCUGCGUUGGCAGAGCAGCUGCUUGGACCUUGUGGUAUUGUUGAAGAUGAUGGAUCAACCAGAAGGCAGCUGUCACUUCUGGAAGCUAUUCAGCAGGAACUUUUUGAUGCAGAAAGGGGUUUUGUUUCUACGACGGAGGAGCGGGUGAAGGUAACGUAUGUUGAUGGCAACAAGAGGGAGGUUAGCAUAGCUGAGGCGGUUUCCUCGGGAAGUCUGGAUCCAGUGACAGGGCAGUUUACUGAUCCCAAAACAGGAGAGAGAUUGAUGCUCAAGCAGGCAUAUGAAAGGAAAUUGCUGGCAAAGGAGCCGCAGAAAAAAGACAAACAGAAUCAAGUAAGUGGUAAUCUAGCACUUUCUGAUGCAAUUGCACAAGGGCUGUUAGAUGAUCGAUCUGGUCAAAUCAUGGAUCGUAACUCGGGUAGCAAAUACACUUUGGCAGAAGCAAUUAAACAACAUAUUAUUGAUCCUAAUGUUAGAGAAGUCGUGGAUGCUUUAGAAGAUAACAAAGUGACUGUUUCGGAAGCUGUCAAUGCUGGUAUAUUGGACCCAAAUAAAGGUAAGUAUUCGCAUGGAAUUUCUAAAGAAGUUAUCUCUCUACGAGAAGCAAACAGGCGACAGUUACUUUUGAAACCUAUGACACUUAAAGACUGUUGUGAUUUAGAUUUGAUUGAUGAUGCUGGAAGAAUUUUGAGUCCUAUUCACAGGGACCGUCUUACUAUUUUAGAGUGUGUAUCGAAAGGCGUUCUUGAUCCGGAUACAUCAAAGUCCAUCACAAACACCAAAACUAAUGAAUUGUUAACCCUCAGUGAAGCAUUAUUAGAGGGUAUUAUUCUUCCAGAAGGAAAGUUCCACGAUGCAUCUACAGGAGAAGUGUGCUCCAUCCCAGAAGCGGUAGACAGAGGUUUGAUAACUUCAAUAUCUGUAAAAUCAAUUUUUGAUAUAGAUGGGUUUAAAGACCCCAAGACAAAUGAGUUUGUAAGUUUGAACACAGCAUUAGCUCGUGGUAUAGUUAAUACACGGUCAGGUGUGGCAAUGUACGUAGUUGAUCCAAAAUUUAGUAAGUAUAUCACAAUGGAUGAGGGCAUAAAAAAGAAUUUAGUUAGGCCAGAAGUCAUGGAAAUGUUGAAUCGAAAAAUAGGUAUAAAGGAUAAAGGGAGGGAAAUGACAGUUUUGGAAGCGGUAUCAAAAGGUUAUCUAGAUCCUAAAACUGGACAAGUGAUCAAUCAAAAAACAAGAAAGUGUGUGCCUUUAGACGAAGCUGUUCAGUUGAGGUUAAUAACUCCUGAGGGUGCAGCCCUACUGGGGAGCUUGCUUGCAAUUACAGUCACUACUCAGACCAUUACAAAAACUAUAAAGCGGUACGUUACUGUGACUAGGGAGGGUGUUACAACUUCAGAAGUAAGGAUGACAUAUGGUGAGGCUGUGCUGCAAGGUUUGAUUGACGAAAGUGCGCAGACAUAUCGUGAUCCUGAUACCGGCGACAUCAUGCCUGUUCGGGAGGCAGUUCGUGAAGGCCUUGUUGGUCUUCCAGCUGACACCAGUCCAACUAGGUCACCUACGAGAACGAAGCACAUUGCUUCUGAAAGAGGGGAUGAAGUGAAGGUCAGAACUGCUAGCCAUGUUUCACCCAAUAAAGUACAGCAAAGUCCAACUGUAUCGCACACUGUCCCAGGCAGCAGAUCUCCCACAAAGGAAACAUCCUUUGAAAAAAGCAUUAAAGGGUCUACAUCACCUACAAAAGAAAGAUCACCAUCAGGUAAUAUAAUAGAUGUCACUAUCAAAACCAGAAGUCCUUCUCCUGAAAAGGUUCCAAAAACAAAAAGGAAUGUAUCUCCUGUGAAACAGAAAAAUGCCCCUGAAUUUCCAGAGCAAAUGGAUACUACAGAUAUCAGUGAGGUAAGACCUUCAAACAGAGAUGCCACUGCUGAAUUCUUAGUUUCUGAGAAACAAACAACAGCAAUGGAAAAGCAAAUUUUUGAGCUGCCACCUGAGGGUUGGUUCUUAUCUGAGGCAAUAGACCAGAAGCUUUUCGACCCAGUUACAGGUUUAUUCAUCAUUCCUGGUACUGAUAGGCUAGUAUCAUUUGAAGAGUGUGUUAAGUUGAGCAUCAUAAACCCAUUAAGUGCUUCUGUUAUUGAUCCCAAUAAUAAAAGGAAAAUUUCUCUUAUCAGGAGCUUGGACAAGAAAGUUUUGGAUGCAACAGGUCAUUACCCCAGUGAAAAUAAGAAAAUUCCAAUGAAAGAAGCAAUAAGUAAAGGAUUAGUGGUUCUUGAGAAUAGGAUGGAAGUAGAAAAUAGCUUUCCUCGUCUCAUACAAAUUACUAAAGUCAAUGGUCAGCCUGACAGGGUGGAAGUUUCUAGCUCAGGUAUAAGUGAAGGUAAACCACCCACAUUCACAGAAAUAAAAAGCUCUGAUAUUACACUGUGUUCUCUAGAACCUCUUCAAGUAACUCAAGGUAUAAUUUAUGAUCCAGCAGCAGCAUUGGUCAUUUUCACAGAGUCUGGGAAAGCAAAUAAUUUGUUAGCAUGUGUGAAGGAAGGAAUGAUAGAGCCAAGACUGGUUAAAGUGAAAGACCCAUAUACAGGAAGACCAAUGAAUAUUAAUGAAGCAAUGAGGAAAGGUAUAGUUGAUAAAGAAACUGGUGAUUACAAGGAUAAGUCUGGUAGAAAAAUUUCAUUAAUUGAUGCAGCCAAAUUUGGUGUUGUAGCAGUAUUAGGGACACCAAUUGUUGCUGCCCAGAAAGCUAUAAAAACAGUCAAGAAAGCUUUAGUUAAUGAUCCUAAAACUGGUGAAGAUGUUCCAAUAGAAGUUGCAUUCCAACGAGGUUUGAUAGAUGAGAACACAUUACGCAAGUACGAAGCUACUAUAGAGAGUUUUGAGGGAACUUCACCAGAGCAUGUGAUAACAACUAAGACUGAAACUGUGUCUACAUCAGUGUUGGUUCAAGACCCUACCACUGGUGAAGAAAUUACAGCAGAGCAGGCAGUUCUUAAAGGGCUGAUAUCACAACAAGACUUAAAGGAUCUCACUGCUGAAUUAGGUAGCCAGGCCAAGAAAAAGCCCAUUAAAACUUUAGGUACAACAUCUAUUGCCUUGGAUGACUAUGAUGGACCAUCUCUUGGUGAACAAACAAGAGGGAGAGUCACAACAGAGCCUAAAUUUCGUGUUUGCAUAGGACGAGCUCGUUCAUUUUCACAAAGCCCUGAGCGUGAAGCAAAACCAGUUGUUCUUCAGAAAAUGAGGAAAAAGGUGGUAAAGCCUAAGGAAGCAGUUGAAUCUGGAAUAAUUGACAAAGAAACUGCAGAUAUAUUAGAAAAACCACAAAACUUCCAAGGUGACAAUGGAGAGAGUUUAAGUCUUGCGGAAGCUGUUUCUGCAAAAAAAGUAGAUGGGUCCAAAGGUGCCAUUGUGGAUCCUCAAAGAGGAGAUGUGCUAACAAUCAACGAAGCCAUCAAGAGAGGUAUUUUGGAUUCUAAUGGAACAAGUGGUAGACUUCUGGUGCCAAUUGCUCGCAGCUUGUCUGUUCCCAGCUUAGUCGAACAAGGUUUGAUCGAUCCAGAAGUCAUGAAAGUAGUGCAUCCAGAGACUGGUGCUAAUUUAUCCCUCAGAGAAGCUAUAAUGUGUGAAAUAGUUGAUCCACUUUCAAAAGUAUUAGAACCGGGUUCAGCUAAAAAGGUAACACUAGAAGAAGCUAUUGUGAAGGGAACUGUAGAUGAUGAUAAGUCACUUGUUAACACCCUUGAUGGAUCUGUAAAUCUUUUAACAGCGGUUGAAAGGAAGCUGUUUGAUAAAACAACUAAAAUAUCUCCUGUUGCACAGUCUCUGCCUCCUGUAGGCAUGACUUUUCCUGUUGCUUUGAAGAAAGGUCUUAUUGAUGAUGAAGCUAAAGUAUUUAUACAUCCAAUUACAGGGGAGCGGAAACCUUUGACCGAAGCCAUUAGUGGAGAUAUAAUCAUGGCUUUACCUUGCCCAGUUCUACCAUUUAGCAUUGAAGUUGUUGAUGCUUUGGAUAGAAAACUAAUAGAUAAAGAAAAGGGAACAUUCAAAAAUCCAAAAACUAAUGAAGAAAUACCAAUUUCAGAAGCGGUUGAAAGUGGUCUCUUGGUUGUUAAACCUGUGCCACAGUUAUCUUAUGAACCUGCUGGUACUGUCACUGCUGUCACAGAAACAGUUACAUCAUAUCACACAAUCACCACCAAAACAAUUGAGCUGAAGCAUGGUUACAUUUUAAUAGGGCCAAAUGAGGUUAAACACUCUGAGUCAGGUGAGGUAAUUCCAAUUGAUGAAGCCAGGAAGAGAGGCAUCGUGAAAGAUGAGUCCGAAACAAAAGAAGAAUUUACAACACGUGAAAUUAAAAUGUCUUUUUCAGACGCUAUUGCUCAGGGCCUUGUUGACUUCAAUGCAGGAACUUACACAAACCCUGCAACUGGUGAAGUAAUGCCCAUCAACGAAGCCAUUAAAGAUGGACUCUUGGACACGGUGCCGGCUGAAGAUUCUAAACUUGCACCUCCUGUAACUAAAAAUUUGAAUAUUAUUGAAGCCUUUGACAAUGUGUAUGAUGACAAAACCAAGAAAUUCAGUGACCCCAAAAACCCAGAGAAGAAGUACACAUUUAAAGAAGCAAUAGAAGUGGGAAUUGUUGAUCCAAAUUCGGUUGUGUAUGAUGCAGUAAGUGGAAAACCAGUUACAAUAAGCCAGGCAGUAGAUGUAGGUCUGAUUGAUCCAAAGACUGGGAAAAUAUUGGAUAAGAAGUCUGGACGCUCCAUAAGUGUUAAAGAAGCUGCUAAAAUGGGCUUGCUUGCAGUUGUUGGUGCUCCAGUUUUGGCUGGUGUGGCAAUUGUUGAUGCAGUAUCAUCUUUGAAAAAUAAGGUUGAUAAGAAACUUGUAGAACAGAAGCAAGGUUCUAUGCCCAAAAGUUUAGAAACUAUACCAAAAUCAGAAGUUCAGAAAGAAUCGCCACGACGUGAUAGUGAUGGCAGCUUUAAGCCAAAAGAUCCCAGUUAUUCAGCUGCUCUUGAAACUUUCCCUGUAAAAACUUCACUUUUGGAUCAAAGUCCACAAACAAGUGCACCAAACAGACAGACUUCAAAUGUUACCAUUGAAACUAAAGCAAGAACACCAUCACCAGUGAAACAAAGUGGUGUGCAUCAUAUUUUGACAGUUGAAGAAGCAAUUGUGAGUGGGAAAGUUAACCCAGAAGAAUGCAGAGUUGUAGUCAAGACACCAACUGGAGACAGAAAAUUAACAAUUUUAGAAGCCCUAGAGAAACACUUUCUUGACAACAACAAUUUUAUUACUGUUGAGAACAAAUCUGAAGUUGCGCUUGUUGAUGAGAAGACCCGAUACAACAUUCAGGUCACCAAAUAUGUGAAUCCGGACACACUAGCAAGUGCAGGGGUGUACAGCUUAGAUUCCGACAGUUUCAUAGAUCCUCAGACAGGUGUGCCUAUUGCCUUCCAGGAGUUGGUUUUCCACUACAGUAUUUUUGAUCCUGACAAUGUAUUUGUAAAGGAUCUGUCUAGCUACCCUGAAACUUACGUUCCACUACGUGAAGCACUAGAUAGGUCAUUACUUGAUGGUAAAACUGGUAAUAUGACUGAUCCAUCAACUGGCAAACAUGUUCCUUUUUUUGAAGCAAUCAAACUUGGUUGGAUCAUUGAAAAACCUGUGAAAGAGAAAAAGAUUACUUCAAGGAAAGCUGUUCCGUGCUUUACGCUGCAAGAUGCAGUUAAUGAAGGACGGCUUGAUCCUCAGACUGGUGAAAUAACAGAUCCCAAGACAGGACACACAUUCAGUUUUUCAGAAGCUUUGUCCAGUGGAAUCCUUGAUCCACAAUCUGUUAACAUAAGGAAUCCAGAAAAUGAUGACAUUCUACCAUUGACUGAAGCUGUUGAAAUGGGCAUAGUUGACUUGAAUCGAGGUGUGAUUGUUAACGUUGAGACACGAACAGAAGUGGAAUUCAAAGUAGCAUUUAAGAAAGGAUUUAUUGUUUCAGGUUCUCGUAAACCUGCUUCAUUGGAAGCAGUAAUUAGGAAAGGGCUUUAUGAUCCUAAGUCUGGACGGAUUAAAGACCCCAUAACGAAAGACGGUAUAGAAGUUUCUGAAUCUGUGAAACGAGGACUUGUGGAUGCUCUUAUUACUGAAUGCAAGGAUACAAGAGCUGAUGCUUUUGUUUCAUUGGAUGAUGCCUUAACCACACGACUUGUCAACUCUUCAAAUGGUAAAAUGAGGGACACUUUUACUGGGCAGUUGUUGCCUUUAGAUGCCGCAUUAGAGAAAGGAUUGAUUGUUACAAGGAAGUUCAAUGUUACUUUGAUUGAAGCUAUUGUGCAGGACUACUACUCACCUAAAACUGGUUUAGUUUCCAACCCAUUUCUUGGUGACGAGGUCAGUGUACAAGAGUGCAUUAAUAGUGAGUUUAUAGAUUGUUCGUCAAUUCGCAUUAAAGACUCCCACUCAGAAAAAAUUGUUACAGUCCCAGAAGCAACCAAGUCAGGACUUUUAGACACUAAGCAGGGCUUGCUAUCCUACCCAACACCAAUGACUUUAGAUGUAGCUUUUGAAAAGGGCUACAUUCUGACAACUCGUAAGCCAUGGUCCUUGCAGGAAGCACUUGCACAGGGUUGCUAUGAGUCUGAAACUGGCCUUAUGCUAAUGAAUGGAGAUAGAGAGAAAAUGACACUAGAAGAAGCCAUACGUAAAGGAGAGAUAAGCCGUGUUGCGUUGACUAUUAAAGAUCCCAGGUCAGGUGAUAUCAUUAGUCUUGGAGAGGCAAUAAAAGUUGGCAUUAUAGAUCCAAAGUUGGGAACUGCAACAGAUCCUACUAAUGGUGCUGACAUGCAUUUUUAUGAUGCCCUAGAGCGAGGCCUGAUUGUUCCAGCUAAGAGAAAGUUUUCGUUACCUGAAGCAGUUUUUAAAGGGUUCUAUGAUCCAAAGUCUGGAAAGUUCACCAGUCCUGAAACUAGAGAAAAAUUGCCUAUGGAUCGUGCAAUUAAGAAAGGAAUGAUUGAUCCUGCAUCAACACUUGUGAAAGGAAAGGACGGUAAAGUUAUCACAUUUGGUAAUGCAGUGGAUGAUGGUAUAGUUGAUGCAAAACUGGGGACCUUAGUGGGUUCUGGAAAGUAUGGCCGCAAACUUGAUUUUCAAGAAGCUUUUGAGCAAGGUAUGUUAAUUGAAGUUAGAAGACCAAUGUCACUUAGUGAAGCGUUAAUUAAGGGGGUAUUUGAUGAAGAUACUGGGAAAUUCUUGGAUCCUUUUACUGGUGAAUAUAUCACACUGGCUGAAGCUGUUGAGAGUAAACUCAUUGAUUCUGAUUCAGUUCAUUUCAAGGACACCCGGAAAGGAUUUUGGAGAAAGGUAUCAUUGGCUGAAGCAAUUAAAAUGGGAUUUGUGAGUGGUGACAGUGCAAAGGUAAAAGAUUUUACUCGUGGCAACUCGGAGAUAUCUAUAAAGGAAGCUUUCGAUAUUGGCCUAAUAGUAGACAGUAAAGCAGCGGUAUCUGUUCAAAGAGCAAUCCACCAGGGCUUGUAUGAUGAAAGUACUGGAAAGUUUACAGAUCCCAACACUGGCAGAAAAAUAACUCUCCAUGAAGCUAUCAGAAGGUUCAUAAUAAAUCCUCAGCUCCUUUGUUAUUGGGAUAAGAAGUCAGAACGUCUUUUGUCCUUGGUGGAAACUUGUCGUGCUGGUAUCAUUGAUAGACGUGGGGGUAUGUUCAAAGAGCCAGGUGCAAAUCGUUCCAUUUCUUUAGCUAUUGCAAUGGAUUUAGGCCUCAUUGUUGACAUUGAAAGUGCUGGCUUUGGACUUUAUGAAGCAAUUGCUAUGGGACUUUACGAUCAGGAAACUGGAAAGUUUGUCCAUCCUGCCACAGGUAGGAAACUUACUCUUGAUGACUCGUGUAUAGAGGAACUCAUAAGUCCUUUGAGAUCCAUCAUAAAAAAUUCAAAAACGAAUAAAUACGUGAAGCUUCCGGAAGCUAAGAACAACAAUUUAAUAGAUGAUACUAGGGGUCUAUACAUUAUUCCAGACUCAAAGAAAACUUUAAAUUUAAGAGAAGCAAAGUCUAGAGGAUUAAUAGUAUCAGCUAAAAAACCACUUUCUAUUGAAGAAGCUGUGAAGAGUGGAUUGUAUCGACCAGACACAGGAAGAUUUGUAGAUCCAGUUCUUGAUGAAAAUCUUGAUAUUUCUCAAGCAUUGAGCAAUGGUUUUCUUGAAGCGAACACAACUGCAGUUAAAGAUCCAGUCACUGGCCAUCUUAAAAGUGUUAAUUCGUCAAUAGAGGAUGGCGGUAUUGAUGUACCCAGGGGAAAAGUUAUUGAUUCAAAGAGCAAACGUUCAUAUACCAUUGAUGCUGCUUUCGAGAAAGGAUUAUUAGUCACUGUUGAACGUCCAAUAACAUUCCAGCAAGCUGUUAGACGAGGCUCAAUAGAUUUUCAGAAGGGAACAUUUAAAGAUCCAAGGACUAUGAGAGAGUGCACACUGGAAGAAGCUAUAAAAUACGAGUUAAUCGAUCCGGAGUCCGCCGUAGUGAAAGAUCCUCAAACAGGACGUUUCCGUACUUUGAAGAAAGCCAUCACAGAUGGUGUUAUUGAUCUUAAUAAACGUGCUGCAUUUGACCCACAAACAGGCAAAGUCAAGCCCUUGUGCAUAAUUUUCGACCAAGGUACUGUUGUGUUCUUGCGCGAACCACUCACCUUUGAUGCAGCCAUCGAGCAAGGCCACUUGAAUGUGGCCACUGGGAAGUUCAUUGACCCACAGUCUAAGGAAGUGCUCACCCUGAAGGAAACCGUCUCGCUAGGCCUUAUCGAUCCUGAUUCCGCCCUCAUUAAAGAUAGCUUAAAGAAAAAACUGGUCAAGCUACCUGAGGCAUUCCGCAAAGGCCUCAUUGAUGCAGAAAAAGGCAAUGUGCUGGAUUCCGAAUCAUCACGUUUGUAUUCUCUUGCUGCUGCCAUCGAUUCAGGGCUUCUCACCACUCCUAGCCGGGGUUUGUCACUUAUUGAGUGCUUGUCGUUUGGGUUGUACAACCCAACUACAGGUGGGAUUAUGGACCCGUUCUUUUCAACUGGGGUUAUAGAUAGGCGUAGGUUGACUUUAGCAGAGGCAGUGGAUUCAGGUUUGGUUGAUCCGUCAACGACAGUCGUCAAGGAUGCUGCAAGCGGCAAUAUAUCUUCCUUGACCGAUGCCAUCACAGAGUCAAAGAUUGUGGAUGCUACAGCAGGAAGGAUGUUCGAGACGUCCAGUGGGAAGAGCAUUGAUUUGUUGAAAGCCUUGGAUAGAGGCUACAUACUUGCUGCAGAGGCCAGGCAAGCGGUGGAGGAGAAGUACAAACACUGCGACGAGACGUUGUCCAAGCUGUUGUCUUGGGUCUCAGACGUCGAAGACAAGCUGGCCAAUCAGGACAUUGUAGCAGAAAGCGUAGAAGAGCUACGAAACCAGAUCAAUACUCUCAAGCAAAUAAAGGAUGAUGUGGACGCACAUUCUCGGCCCGUGACCUCGUGCCUGGACCAGAUUCGGCAAGUGGUGGCCACAGGUGGAGAUGUGUUGUCUGGCGAGGAAGUCUCCACCCUAGAGAAGAAUGGCCGUUCGUUAAAGUCGCGGUACGAGCACGCCAAUGACCGCACAGAGAAGCUUUUGAAGAGGCUGACUGCCGCUCGUGAAGAACUGGGCAAGCUCAGGAGUGAAGUGACAACAUUUGUGACGUGGCUGGACAAAGCAUGUCGCACGCUGGACGACAAGGAGCGGGGCUUGUCGAACCUCAACAAGCUGCACGUAAACGCUGACAGCACUCGCGAGUUUGUGAGUGAUGUGAUCGCCCACCAGGCAGAUCUCCGUUUCAUCACGAUGUCAGCACAGAAGUUUAUUGAUGAGUCGAAGGAAUACCUUCUGAACCUGAACGAGUUCCGCACCGGCCUGCCGCAGAGGCUGCCGUACAUAGAGCCUCCACAGGAGUCGGUGGUGCGCAACGAGGUGUCCGCGAUCUCGACCAAGUACAAGGACCUGCUGUCGCGCUCCAACGCGCUGUCGGACAAGCUUUCGGGAGUGGGCGGCCGCCAGAGGGAGUACCGCGACGCCCUGGAGAAGGUCAGGUCGUGGCUGCGAGAGGCGGAGCCUCGGGCACUGAAGCUGCUGUCGGAGCCAGUGGGUGCAGAGCCCAGGACUUUGGAGGAACAGCUCAACCGUGCCAAAACCCUCAACAAUGAGUUUGUGGCCCAGGAGAGACUCGUCGAUAACGCCAAACAGAGUCUGGCAGCAUUGUUGCGGUCGCUGGAAGGCCAGCAGACACCCGCGGAGGUGGCCACACUGCAGACACCCGUGACAGAGAUCAGCGACAAGUACUGCCAACUGUCUGAAGCGCUGGGCGAGAAGGUGCAGACCUUAGACACGGCACUCGUACAGAGUCAAGGCGUGCAGGAUGCUCUGGAUGGCAUCAUGCAGUGGUUGAACAACACCGAGAACCAGCUCAAGGCGCUGAUGCGGCCGGUGAGCCUCAACAAGGAGCGCCUGGAGGAGCAGUUGCGUGAGCACCGACUGUUGCACGCCGAUGUGGACAGCCACCGCGCCAGCGUGGACGCUGUGGUGCAGUCUGCCGAGGAGCUGGUGGCCACGGCCAGCAAUGCCCGCCUCGCCAAGAAGAUAGAGACCAAGCUCAAGGACGUCACGUCCAGGUUUGAGAAGCUGCUGGAGAAGACGCUGAAGCGCUCAGAGCUGCUGGAGGAGGUGCACAACGCUCUGUCCGUGUUCACGGUGAUGGUGACGCACUUCGAGCAGUGGCACGCAGAGAUCGUGGAGAGCGUGGAGUCUCGCGACGUCCUCAAGCUGGAGUUGGCCGACUACAGCGCCAGAAUAGACCAGAUUGCAGCAAAGAGAGAUGCCAAACGCGGCGAGUAUUCAGAGACGGUACAGAACGGGAAGAAUCUCGUUUCCAAGAAGGACGUGACGGACACUGUGCCUGUGCGGGAUAAGAUAAAGGCUCUAGAAGGUCAAUGGAAGGAUUUGAAUGCUUUGAUCGAUGAGAAGCAGCGGUUGAGCAAGGCUCGUUCAGAGCAACUUAAUGCCUACGAGAAGUUGAAAGUACAGGUUAUAACUUGGCUGACUACCAUGGAGACGAAAGUGAACAGACUUCAGCCGGUAGCCAUUGAACUAGAGACCUUGAAGGUGCAAGCAGAUGAGCUAAAGCCAUUGAGUAAGGAAUAUCGUGAAUAUGGAAACACGAUAGACAAAGUCAAUGACCUCGGCAAUCAGUACGACAGCCUAUUGAGGGGCGAGAGGGCAGAGUCUCCAACACGGCGACGUAGCUCGGCAUAUAGUCCAACAAAGAGGACCUCCAUCACAGCCAGUCCUCUGCGUCGCUCCUCGCAAGAGGGUCGUUCUCCAUCCCCUACGAAGGGAGGCAGCUUUUCAGUCCAGAGUCCAGUUUCUCCCGGCGGAUCAAGUGGCUUCAGCAGUCGUCGUUCUUCUCAAGACGGCUUUCACCUUGAAGAGCUGUCGCCAGUCCAGCAGCAGUUGACGGAAAUAAACAACAGGUACAGCAUGCUCGGCGUGAGACUCUCUGACCGCCAGUCCGAGCUGGACAGUGUCCGUGAAGAGGUGAAGAGACACUUGGACAAUCUGCGCACGCUGGGUAGUUUCCUGGACAAAGUGCAGCGCAACAUCCCCAAGGAGUCGGUGCCACAAACUAAAGAGGAGGCAGGAAAGGAAGCCAAACAAGUGAAGAUGGUGCUGGAGGAGAUGUACGAGAAACAGUCGCUUCUGGACAGCACCAAGGCGCAGGUCACGGACCUCCUGAAGAGACGGCUGGGAGCCGCUGGGUCGGACACACUGCAUGACGAGUUAGUGGAUGUCGUAGAGCGCUGGAGGAGCCUCAACGACCGUUGCAAGGACAGGAUAAAAUUCAUAGAGGAUUUGAAAGACUUCCUGGACACACAUGAGCACUUAACCAACUGGCUGAGUGCAAAGGACCGAAUGAUGACAGUGCUUGGACCAAUUUCUUCAGACUCCCGCAUGGUGCAGAGCCAAGUGCAGCAAGUGCAGGUCCUGCGGGAGGAGUUCCGCACACAGCAGCCCCAGCUGCAGCACUACACGGAGCUGGGGGAGGCGGUGCUGUCCGGGGUGGACGAGGGCUCCCCCGACGGGCAGCGCGUGGCGGCCCGGCUGUCGGGAGUGCUCCAGCGCUGGGCGGACCUGCUGGGCAGGCUAGAGGAGCGAGCCCUCAGCCUGGGCGCGGCCGCCGACACCAGCCGGGAGUUCGACGCCGGCCUCAACCGCCUGCGCGACGCCCUGCAGGCCAUAUCCGACCAGCUGGACGACCUGCCCCUCGACAAGGACCCCGAGGAGCAGCUCAGGAAGGUUGAGAACCUGGAGCGCCAACUAGAAGGGCAGCGCCCGUUGCUGGCGGACGCAGAGGCGGCGGGCGCACAGUUGUGCGAAGUGCUCAGCGACCCGGCAUCACGCUCGGAGAUACAGGGCAAGCUGGCGGCCGUCGGGAGGCAGUACAAUCAUCUCCAGAAGAAACUAGAUCACAGGAAGGCUGAAAUAGAAAACUCUCUCAGAGAUGGAAGGCAAUUCGAAGCUUCAUGUUCUAAAACCCUCGGCUGGUUGGCUGAUGAAAUUGAUGGCAUGUCGGAACGUCUGCUUGUAUCUGCUGAUAGAGAUAUACUUCAACAGCAACUGGAUCACCAUGAGCCUGUGUACAAAGAGGUGAUGAACAAGGAGCACGAAGUGAUAAUGCUCUUGAACAAGGGGCGUGACAUGUUGUCUCGUUCGACCAACCAGCGCACAGAUACUCGCAACUUGCAGCGUGACCUUGACAAAAUUCAGCAGCAUUGGGACAAGUUACGGAAAGAUACUUUGGACCGUCACACUCGUCUGCAGACUUGCAUGGAGCACUGUCGGAAGUACUAUCGGGCUCAGGACUCGUUUCUGCCAUGGCUGACUCAGGCAGAGAACAAACUGGAAACAUUGCAGCCUGCUAGCUUCAAGCGAAAGGAUAUAGAACGUCAGUUGAGGGAACUGUCAACAUUCCGCAAUGAAGUGUGGAAGCGGUCGGGUGAAUACGAGAACAACCGUAUGCUGGGAGAUACGUUUGUCGGUGCAUGUGAUAUCGACAAGGAAGUUGUGAAGGGAGAGUUGUUGCACAUGAAGCAACGCUGGGACAAACUCAACAACGAUGUUUUGGAGAGAACUCAGUCUCUGGAAGACACAGCUCGCCGUCUUGCCGACUUCUCGGAGAACUUAAGAGACCUGCAGCACGCACUUCAACGUUGUGAGGACAAACUAUCCUCCCAUGAUGCACUUGGUGGAGCAGCGAAGGAUCCCAAGUUGCUUGAUCGAAUCAAGAACCUGAGGGAGGAGACGGCGGCGCUGAAGAAGCCCCUGCAGUCGGUGCGCCAGCUGGCGAGUGACCUGGUGAACGAGGCAGGCGAGCACGGCGUGGACGCCGGCCACCUGCAGGACGAGGUCGAGACGCUGGCCGAUCGCCUGGACGACCUGCAGGCCAAGCUGGACGAUCGCUGCAGCGAGCUGCAGUCCGCGGCCACCGCCGCCACGCAGUUCAACGAUCAAAUCAAAUCGCUGACACACGACUUAUCAGAUCUGGAGAAUGAACUGGACGUGAUGAAGCCUCCAGGACGUGAUCUAAAGACUGUCAGAGGGCAACUGGAUGAAACAUCAAAACUUAUCAAGAAGAUCGGCAAGGCGGCCGACGAUGUGGCUAAUGCGGUGGCCUCGGGCGAGCGUCUGGUGGACAGUGGCUUCGCCUCGGACACGGCAGCCACUCGGGAGCAGGUGGAGCUGCUGAGGCGACAGCUCGCUCGCCUCGACGAGCGUGCCAAGACCCGCGAGGACGAUCUCGACUCCACACUCUCUCGCUUGGAGAACUUCUACCAGAUCCACACCGCUGUCGUCCAGGACAUUGCCGAGGUCAGUGAGCAAGUUAGCCGGAUGAAGGCAGUGAGCUCGGAAGUAGAGGGCAUCAGGGUGCAGCAGGAAGACUUCCAGAAGUUUGAGCGGACCCAGGUGGAGCCCUUGGUCCACCAGGUGGACGAGUGCAACCGCCUGGGCCAGGGACUCAUCCAGUCUGCUGCCGGAGGUGUGAACACCGCCAGCCUGGAGAAGGAUCUGGAGAAAAUGAACGACAAGUGGAACAGUCUAAAAGAAAGAAUGAAUGAGCGUGCCCGCAAACUGGAUGUUGGGCUGCUGCAGUCCGGAAAGUUCCAAGAAGCCCUGGAUGGACUGGCAAAGUGGUUGUCCGACACUGAGGAGAUGGUAGCCAACCAGAAGCCUCCUUCAGCUGACUAUAAGGUUGUGAAAGCUCAGCUUCAAGAGCAGAAGUUCCUGAAAAAGAUGCUGCUGGAUCGACAGAACUCAAUGUCAUCCUUAUUUGCGAUGGGCAAUGAGGUGGCUGCCAGUGCUGAUCCCUCCGAGAAGAAGGCAAUUGAACGGCAGCUGCGCGAGCUCAUGGAACGCUUCGACAACCUUACGGACGGCGCCAGUCAGCGCAUGACUGCCCUCGAGGAAGCAAUGGCCGUUGCGAAGGACUUCCAGGAUAAACUAGUGCCACUCAUUGACUGGCUGGAUCGUACAGAGAAGAAGGUCAAGGACAUGGAGCUGGUUCCAACGGACGAAGAGAAAAUUCAACAGCGUAUCAAAGAACAUAAUGCCCUCCACAACGACAUCCUGCGCAAGAAGCCAGACUUCACGGAGCUGACGGACGUGGCGGGCGUGCUGAUGGCGAUGGUGGGCGACGACGAGGCGGCGGUUCUGACCGACAAGGUGCAGGACAUAGCGGAGCGCUACACCGCCAUGGUUGCCAACUCCGAAAACGUGGGCCAGCUGUUGGAGGCGUCCCGCGCGGGGCUGCGACACCUCGUGCUCAGCUACCAGGACCUGCAGGCGUGGAUGGACGGAGCCGACAAGAGGCUCGGCAAGUUCCGCGUUCUCGCGGUGCACACAGACAAGCUGCUGGAGCAGAUGGAUGACCUUGCCGACUUGAGUGAAGAGAUCGCCAACCACCAGACGCAGGUGGAUGGUACAGUAGACACUGGCUUGGAGCUGAUGAAGCACAUAUCAAAUGAUGAAGCUCUCCAGCUGAAAGAUAAACUUGAUUCACUGCAGAGGCAUUACAAUGAUCUUACUUCGAGGGGUGCAGAUUUGCUGAAACAUGCUCAGGAGACAUUGCCACUGGUGCAACAGUUCCACAACUGCCACAACCGUCUGGUUGACUGGAUGAUGGGCGCAGAAGCUCAGCUGCAAACAGCUGAACCCCGAGAAGAAGACAUCCAAAGGCUAGAGCUGGACAUUCAAGAGUUCCGGCCAGUGCUGGAGUCUCUGAACCAGGUGGGCCCGCAGCUGUGUCAGAUGUCCCCAGGUGAAGGAGCACAGACCAUAGAAGGCCUGGUCAUGAGGGACAACCGCAGGUUCGACGCCAUUGCAGAGCAGAUUCAGCGCAAGGGCGAGCGCUUGAUGCUUUCCAAACAGCGGUCCUUGGAGGUGAUUGCUGACAUCGAUGAGUUGCUGGACUGGUUCCGUGACGUGGACGCCCAGCUUCGCGAAGCAGAGCCGCCUAGUUCAGACCCGGACAUCAUUCGCGUUCAACUGAAGGAGCACAAGGCUUUGAAUGAUGACAUAUCCAGCCAGAAGGGUCGAGUACGUGACGUCCUCUCUACUGCAAAGAAGGUGCUACGUGAAUCUGCACAAGGAGAGGACACUGCUGUGAUUCGUGAGAAGAUGGAGGAUUUACGUGAGAUGAUGGACACUGUGUCUGGGUUGAACUCUGAUAGGUUGGGUGUGCUAGAGCAGGCUUUGCCUUUGGCGGAGCAUUUCCACGAGACUCACGCUGGGCUGGCAAGUUGGUUGGACGAUAUGGAGCAACAGGUGGCUAUGUUGACCAUGCCUGCACUGAGACCAGACUUGAUCGCACAGCAGCAGGAUAGGAAUGAGCUGUUUGUUCAAUCGAUCUCUGAGCACAAGCCCUUGGUCGAGAAGCUGAACAAGACUGGAGAGGCGUUGAUAAGGCUGUGCAAUGAUGAUGAAGGAGCCAAGGUGCAGGACAUCAUGGAUGGAGAUAAUGCUCGUUACGGGGCACUGCGUGGGGAACUCAGGCAGCGGCAGCAGGCCUUGGAGAAAGCUUUACAGGAGUCGAGCCAGUUCUCGGACAAGCUGGAGGGAAUGCUGAGGGCGCUGGCGUCCACGGCGGACCAGGUGUCGUCUGCGGAGCCCGUGUCUGCCCACCCGCCGCGCAUCAGGGACCAGAUGGAGGAGAACGCAGCCUUGGCAGAGGACCUCGACAAGCGCGAGGUGGCAUACGCUGCUGUCAAGCGCGCGGCCGAUGAUGUCAUCAGCAAGGCCGGCAACAGGGCCGACCCCGCCGUCAAAGACAUAAAGCGCAAGCUGGACCGCCUGAACAGCCUGUGGAACGAGGUGCAGAAGGCAACCGGGGACCGCAGCAAGUCCCUGGAGGACACGCUGGCGGUGGCGGAGAGGUUCUGGCAGGAGCUGACGGCCGUGAUGGGCACGCUCCGUGAGCUCCAGGACUCGCUCAGCUCCCAGGAGCCGCCGGCCGUGGAGCCUGCCGCCAUCAAGGAGCAGCAGGUCGUGCUGCGCGAGAUCCGGCAGGAGAUCGACCAGACCAAGCCGGAAGUGGAGCAGUGCCGCCAGACCGGGCAGGAGUUGAUGAGCCUGUGCGGGGAGCCGGACAAGCCGGAGGUCAAGAAGCACAUAGAGGACCUGGACUCGGCGUGGGACAACAUCACCGCGCUCUAUGCCAAGCGCGAGGAGAACCUCAUCGACGCCAUGGAGAAGGCUAUGGAGUUCCAUGAGACGUUGCAGAAUUUGCUAGAAUUUUUGGACAGUGCCGAAGAUCGUUUUGCCAGCAUGGGAGCUUUGGGCUCAGAUAUUGAUGCUGUUAAGAAGCAGAUUGAGCAACUGAAAGAUUUCAAGUCUGAAGUUGAUCCACACAUGGUGAAGGUGGAAGCUCUGAACAGGGCACUUCGAAGGCAAGCCCAGGAGCUGACGGAGCGCACGUCGGCAGACCAGGCGGCGGCCAUCAAGGAACCGCUGUCUCGCGUGAACCGCCGCUGGGACGACCUGCUCCGCGGCAUGGUGGAGCGCCAGAGGCAGCUGGAGAACGCUCUGCUGAGGCUCGGCCAGUUCCAGCACGCCCUUGCCGAGCUGCUCGUCUGGAUCCAGCGCACGGACAACACCCUGGACGAGCUGAAGCCGGUGGCCGGCGACCCCCAGGUCCUGGAGGUGGAGCUCGCCAAGCUCAAGGUGCUGGUGAACGACAUCCAGGCCCACCAGACCAGCGUGGACACCCUGAACGACGCCGGGCGCCAGCUGAUAGAAUCCAGCAAGGGCUCGGACGAGGCGAACGCGACGCAGGACAAGCUGUCGCAGCUGAACCGGCACUGGCGCGACCUGCUGCAGAAGACGGCAGACCGACAGCUGGAGCUCGAGGACGCUCUGAAGGAGGCCCAGAGGUUCCACGCCGAGAUACAAGACCUGCUGUCGUGGCUGGGAGACGUGGACGGCGUGAUCGCGGCCUCCAAGCCGGUCGGCGGCCUGCCGGAGACCGCCUCCGAGCAGCUCGAGAGGUUCAUGGAAGUGUUCAGCGAGCUGGAGCAGAACCGGCCCAAGGUGGAGACGGUGCUGCAGCAGGGGCAAGAAUACUUGAAGAAGUCUGGCACGGGGGCGGCAGGCAACCUGCAGCACAACCUGCGCACCUUGAAGCAUCGCUGGGACAGCGUGACUGCGCGGGCCAGCGACAAGAAGAUCAAGCUGGAGAUAGCCCUGAAGGAGGCCACAGAGUUCCACGAUGCCCUCCAGGCGUUCGUGGAUUGGCUGACGAACGCGGAGAAGACCCUGAGCAACUUGAAGCCGGUGUCGAGGGUGAUGGAGACGAUACUGCAGCAGAUAGAGGAACACAAGGCGUUCCAGAAGGACGUCGGUGUGCAUCGCGAAACCAUGCUCAACCUGGACAAGAAGGGCACGCACCUCAAGUACUUCAGCCAGAAGCAAGACGUCAUCUUGAUCAAGAACCUGCUGAUAAGUGUGCAGCAUCGUUGGGAGAGGGUCGUCUCGAAGUCAGCCGAGAGAACUCGUGCCCUGGACCAUGGCUACAAGGAGGCUAGGGACUUCCACGAUUCAUGGUCCGGCCUGAUGACCUGGCUGAACGACACCGAGAAGAGCCUGGAUGAUCUGGCGGUGGACUCUGGCGCCAGCAACGACCCGGAGAGGAUAAAGGCUCGGCUGAACAAGCACCGGGAGUUCCAGCGAGCCCUGAGCGGCAAGCAGGCGACGUACGAUGCCACCAUGAAGGCCGGGAAGGCUCUCAAGGAGCGUGCGCCCAAGUCUGACGAGCCUGCGCUCAAGAUGAUGCUGACGGACCUGAAGAACAAGUGGACCACCGUGUGUGCCAAGUCUGUUGACAGGCAACGUAAGCUUGAGGAAGCGCUGCUGUUCUCGGGCCAGUUCAAGGAUGCGGUCCAAGCCUUGCUGGAGUGGCUGCAGAAGAUGGAGAAAGUGUUGUCCGAUGAAGGACCAGUGCACGGUGAUCUAGACACAGUGAUGGCACUAGUUGAGCAGCACAAGACGUUCGAGGAGGACCUGCAGGGGCGUGCAGCGCAGAUGGACUCGGUGCUGCGCACGGGCCAGGAGCUGGAAGCCAAGGCCACGGCCGCGGACGCAGCCACGAUACAUGCACAGCUGUCGGAGCUCACCGACCUGUGGGAGAAGAUAUCCACGCUGAGCUCCAGGAAGACUGUCAAACUGGAAGGGGCUCUCAAGGAGGCAGAGCAAUUGCACAAAUCAGUGCACAUGCUGUUGGAAUGGCUGUCCGAUGCUGAGAUGAAGUUGAGGUUUGCUGGUCCGUUGCCCGAGGACGAGCAAGAAACAUGCAACCAGCUGGCUGAACACGAGAAGUUCAUGCGUGAAAUGGCAGAAAAAGCACAUGAAAAGGAUGCGACAAUUGAGCUGGCACAGAGGAUACUGGCUAAAGCACAUCCAGAUGGUGCGGCAGUUAUUAAACACUGGAUUACAAUCAUCCAGUCACGAUGGGAAGAAGUUUUUACGUGGGCCUCACAGCGAGAGCAGAGACUCAGAGAGCACCUGCGUGCCUUGCGAGACCUGGAGGGCCUACUGGAGGAACUGCUGGCGUGGUUGGCCGGCCUGGAAGGCACUCUCAUAGCGCUGGAGGCGGAGCCCUUGCCGGACGACAUCCCCACCCUGGAGGGCCUGAUAUCGGACCACCGGGAGUUCAUGGAGAACACGUCCAAACGACAAGGGGAGGUUGACAGCGUGUGCAAGUCGCGGCAGGUGAAGCAGCCUCCGACUGCACAGGCCGCCCAGGCUUUCAAAGACCGCAAGCUGUCCCGUCCCAAGUCAUCAACGCCGUUGAAGGAGCAGCGUGACAGGGACCGCGAGUCCUCGCCCGAGCACGACGCCCCGGCCCGGAAGGCAAGUGGUAUGAAGCCAAGCACUAGUGAAGUCAGUCUAGAUCCUUCGUCCAGAAAAGGAAGUCGUGUCAGCCCUGGCCGAGAGAAGGCUCCUGAGCUGCCUCACAUCGGGCCGAGGUUUGCCGCUAAAGGAAGCAAGGGGGCAGAGCCGCAGUUCCGCAACCCGCGGGUGAGGCUGCUGUGGGACCGCUGGCGGAACGUGUGGAUGAUGGCGUGGGAGCGACAGCGGCGGCUGCAGGAGAAGUACAACUACCUCCUGGAGCUGGAGAAGGUCAAGAACUUCAGCUGGGAUGACUGGCGCAAGCGGUUCCUGAAGUUCAUGAAUCAUAAGAAGUCUCGUUUAACGGAUCUGUUCCGCAAAAUGGACAAAAACAAUGAUGGUCUCAUCCCUAGGGAGGACUUCAUUGAUGGAAUCAUGAAGACAAAGUUUGAUACAUCGCGCUUGGAGAUGAACGCAGUUGCGGAUUUGUUUGACCGAAACGGAGAAGGUUUCAUCGACUGGAAAGAGUUCAUCGCAGCUCUCCGCCCUGAUUGGGAGGAGCGAAAGCCAGCCAAUGAUGCUGAUAAGAUCCACGAUGAAGUGAAGAGGCUAGUGAUGCUGUGUACCUGCAGACAGAAGUUCCGAGUGUUUCAAGUCGGCGAGGGCAAGUACAGGUUUGGCGACAGCCAGAAGUUGAGACUCGUGCGGAUCUUGCGCUCCACAGUCAUGGUCCGUGUGGGGGGCGGCUGGGUAGCUCUGGACGAGUUCCUCGUGAAGAAUGAUCCGUGCCGUGCCAAGGGGCGCACCAACAUCGAGCUGCGGGAACAGUUCAUCCUGGCCGAUGGGGUGUCGCAGACCAUGACGGCAUUCAAACCCAAGACGAGCCUUGGUGGCACUCAGCAGCGGUCCCAGUCUGUUGCUGGACCCAUCACCAAGGUGCGCGAGCGAAGCGCUCGCAGCGUGCCGAUGGGCCAUCGGCAGUCCAGCACUACCACCACGACCACCACCACUACUCGCUCGUCCUUCUCUGGAGGAGCGCGCACGCCUGACUCCCUCAGCGACACCGAGAGCUCGCUGACACGGCCGCUGCGCAAGGGCUCCGCCCCGCCGCGCUCCGGUCUCACGCCAGGAGGGAGCCUUCCCGGCAGCAAGGCCGGUAGUCGCCCCGGCAGUCGUCCUGGCAGUCGUCCUCCGAGCAGGCAGGGCAGCAAACCUCCGAGCAGGCAUGGCUCCACUCUGUCGCUAGACAGCACAGAUGACGGCACUCCCAGCCGCAUCCCCAUCCACCAGCGCCGCACCACGCCUGCUGGCACCCCCUUGCCCCGGUCAGGCGCUGGCGCCACCGGCUCGGCCCGCAAGCUGACUGUUCCCGUAAACGGCACCCCCGCCAGCCGGCCCCGCACUCCGACCGGCACGGCCAGCGGGAACUCCUCCAGCCAUUCAAGGAUACCUGUGUUUGUGGGUUCUACUUCAGUGGAAUCUCAACUCUCUUCUUAUGCUUCUUCUGGGUAAAUCUUUGUCUCUGUGUGUUGCUUCUGUCUGUUUUUACUAAGUUUCCCAAUUUUUCUAAACGUUCACUGUUUUUUGUGCAUGAUGUAUGUGCUUGCUAAAGUUUAGUUUUUAUACAUUAUCAGAGCUGCCAACCAUUACGGAUUUUCCGUAAUUAUUACGGAUUUAACACCGAAUUACAGAAUUAUGGAACAUCGUUGGUUUAUUAAGGAAACGAGGGUUUGUGCUGCAUGGUAACGGAGAAAAUUCAGUUUCUGCUGUGCGUGUUUCGUGAAUGCAGUUCCAAUACAUCGCGUGGUUGCACAAAUAAUGGAAAUAGUAAGUGUGUAGAUGUACUGUUGAAAUAAAUAGAUUAAUUCUUGUGUUUUGAAAUAAUAAUGGGAUGGUAUUAUAUCCGUUGUACGAUACAACCAACGAGCAUUACUCCUACGGAAAGAGUGGUAACUUCCAUGUUAAAUGCGUGUCGCAAUAAGCAGACUGCUAUGGAGCGACCGCAGCGAUACCAUGUGUGUCGUGGCAAAACCUGAACUAACGAGCGUGCGGCGCAUGCUCAUUAGGAGCCCUUUUUUUUAGGUGCCACGUGCUUGUUUUUCCCGUCAUACAGAAAAUUAACGAUUUGUUUGUAAACAAAGAUGCAGAGAAGCAAUACAUUAUUCACAAUGGAUGUUACUUUAUAUUAUUUUCUAAACUAAAUUGGUCAAUUACUUUGAUAUUGCCUUAUAAAACACUUGUAAUUAAUUUUCUCGGCAAAUAAUUAUGUACUAAAUCUAAACAGGCGUAACUCGGACCUAUUGCAUCUCUGCAUGUUUAUUUCUAAAAGUUACACUCGUUAAAUACUUAACCUUCUUUAAGCUUUCAAUUGCAAAGAAAGGCUAAUUAUUCUUGUUAAGGUGCCUGAUAUUAUCUGGUUUGUACCAUAUGAAACCCCGACAUCUGUCAUGUUAACCAUAAUAAAUAUAUUGCCAGAAUGGAAUCACUUUCGUGAGCAUUUUGUUUGGUUUAAGUUACCAUGCGCAUGUAUAAAACGUACCUAUAUUUUAAAAACAUACAGGCCUCUAACCCAGGUGUGAAUACAUUUAAUUACACUUUUGACACAUAGGUUAGGAAUGUUCUGUUAUGAAAUGAAUCUAGUUAUCAUGUUCGUUACUAAAGUUUUUUUUUCUCCUGUAGGCCUGACUAAAUCCUACUUUGUUACCAUUAAAACCAAUUUUACCACAACUGGGUUUACAGUUUCAAACCCCCCCCCCCCCCCCUUCAGUGGUUUUAUACACAGUUAAACAUUAAUAACAUAUUACCUCAAAAUGCUGAAUUACAUGGUACACAAAUAGGCCAAAAUUGCAUUUUGUAAUAGAUUCUCACUUAUAGAAUGUGCCAUAAAUGUUGGCCAGCGCAUACAGCUGGCUUCACAAGGAGGUGGGAGGGAGAGUUUCACCACAAACUAUGUGGCGUUCCUAUAGACCAUGACAUCUUUCUGCACACUGCAAGCCUGACCAAACCCCUGCUUGGCAGGUCCUCACAAGGCAGCAGUAGCUAGGUAGGUAAACUAUCUUUCAGGCGGAGAAGCAGUGUAGCCAUACAGACUAUACAUUAACAUAUUGAGAAGCGAGAACAUGUUUAUACUUUACAAACUACUCAGUGAAAUUGCGCUGUUGCACUGCAUUGCCAGUCGCCACUUCUCAGAAUAUUUUUUUGCAGAAUAAGAAGCAUGUUGAAGGUUGGGAUAUAAUGUAGGCUAACAGUGACCCAUAAUCAACACUGUUAAUAUUUGUUGAACUAUUCAGGUUUUUAAUCAGAAUAUAGAAAACUAAAGCAGAAUAAUUAAAUAUAGCAGUUUUUGCCUAAGUCAUGAGCAUACAUUUAUCCAGACAGAUCAAUAAUGCUGUGUACUCUGUUUUGCAAAAAUCUGGCUUCUGGGAGCCCUAGUAGAUCAAGCUGUCAAAACAACUGUCCAAAAGUUGGCAAAAACAGUUAACCAUGAACACUCAUGUUUGAUAUGAAACCUAUUUCAAUGAAUGAAUUAAUGAAUGUGUCAUUUAUGUGCCAUACUUUCUGAAAAAAGGAAAGGGGAAAUUGAAUUUGCUAAAUAAAAAAAGUACCUUCAGACAUGUUAUACCAAUAUAUUUAAAUUUCAUUCAAGAUAACAAAUUAAAAGGUUCACUGUUCACAAGACACAAAACCUAAACCCAUUUUUACUGGUGCCAAUAAAAUUUGCAAAUAUAGUUGUCUUGUUUUCCUAUAUUUACAAAAUUAAUGUUAAAAUUAUAUUUCAACAAUCAAAAACAACACUGUUACAACAAAUUAAUGCUGUAUAAUAGUGUAAAUAUGUACCAAGGUAAUUUUUCCAGUUGUUAGGGUUUCACCCACUCACUUUUGUGGUGCUGUAGUGCCAUAACUGUCACAGGGUAUACUGAACGCUCCAAAGUCAGGGUAUGACCUACUUGGGCCAGAUUAUUUUCAAAUGCAGAAUAUAUUUCAUGCAAAGGUAACCUGAACAGGCUAUUUAUAUGUAUUACUAGUUUACCUGAGUCAAACAACAUAAUUUACUCUACUAAUUAGUUUAUUACAUCCGCCAGAUCAUUUCAAAGUGCAAUUUUUUACAAAUAUAUUGGACAAGUGAAAUUUAUACAUUAAAUAUCAUGAUGAGCAAAAAAUCAACCAAUAUAUGAAGAAAUGUUUACACUCUUCAGCGGCGAGAAGAAGAAAAGUUUUUAUUUUAUUUAUUUAUUUUUUAAAAUGUCUAAGUCCACUACAAAAAUAUACAAUUAUAUUGUACAUGUAGUAUAGGACUCGUCAAGAAUAUUAAACAUCAUGAAUACACAUUUAAGUACAAUCAUAUACACAUAAACAAAAAUAAUAGUAAAAA
Bacillus rossius redtenbacheri is the source of this 29956-nucleotide messenger RNA. It is a transcript of the gene shot, whose product is annotated as dystonin. Bases 1510 to 27096 code for a protein of 8528 amino acids. Gene Ontology annotation, molecular function: cadherin binding; calcium ion binding; structural molecule activity. The transcript has 87 exons. Gene Ontology annotation, cellular component: hemidesmosome; intermediate filament; cytoskeleton. NCBI's taxonomy places the organism in Eukaryota, Metazoa, Arthropoda, Insecta, Phasmatodea, Bacillidae. Gene Ontology annotation, biological process: cytoplasmic microtubule organization; wound healing; intermediate filament cytoskeleton organization. The record is from RefSeq and is a predicted model, not a curated record.